AUGGAUUCUAGCUCCGCGAUCGCGUACACGCGCACAGGAACAGUCCAACAAUCACUCGAGUCCCUCCCUACAAACACCUCCAUCGUCAUCGCCCUUUUCUCCUUCGUCGGAGGUGCCCUAGAAUCCAUCCGCUCUAAAUCUCCCACCGCAAUAAUUCUGGGCCACAUCUUCAGCGCCGUCCAUGCCGUUAGCUUUACGCGUCUACGCGCGGGUCAGCCCUCUGGUGUCGAGAUUGGAUUGUUGGGGUCCGCCGCUUUGGCUGUGAUUCCAAUGCUAGCGGAUGGGACCUCUGGUCUAGUUCCGAAGGAACUGGGUUACGUCGGGGUGUAUGGCGUAGCGGUUUUUGCAAAUGCUUACGGUGGUGUUGGGUUGGCUAUGUCUUUGCUUUUUUCGCUAGUACUAUUAGCGUUUAGAGAUGAGAUUAAGCAGAUCCGGGACCGAGUGGAUCGAUCGGUUUAG
Messenger RNA from Penicillium taxi, 459 nucleotides. RefSeq lists its product as uncharacterized. Bases 1 to 459 code for a protein of 152 amino acids. The record is from RefSeq and is a predicted model, not a curated record. Lineage: Eukaryota; Fungi; Ascomycota; Eurotiomycetes; Eurotiales; Aspergillaceae. The transcript has 2 exons. Gene Ontology annotation, cellular component: membrane.